Telopea speciosissima is the source of this 2418-nucleotide messenger RNA. RefSeq names its product CSC1-like protein ERD4. The record is from RefSeq and is a predicted model, not a curated record. Gene Ontology annotation, molecular function: calcium-activated cation channel activity. Gene Ontology annotation, cellular component: plasma membrane. Bases 1 to 2172 code for a protein of 723 amino acids. Lineage: Eukaryota; Viridiplantae; Streptophyta; Magnoliopsida; Proteales; Proteaceae. The transcript has 6 exons.
AUGGAUUUCACUUCGUUUUUGACGUCGCUUACGACGUCUUUUCUGAUAUUUGUGGUUUUGAUGCUUGUGUUCGCAUGGCUCUCGAGAAAACCUGGUAACGCUGUUAUUUACUACCCGAAUCGUAUACUCAAAGGGUUGGAUCCAUUGGAAGGGUCAGGGUCGAGGAGUCCAUUUGCUUGGAUUCGGGAAGCGUUGAACUCUACAGAAGCAGAUGUUAUUUCUUUGUCCGGCGUCGACACUGCUGUUUACUUCGUCUUCUUGACCUCCGCACUGGCCAUCUUGGUUUUAUCUGGCCUCAUGCUACUACCUCUUCUUCUGCCUGUCGCUGCAACUGAGCAUGUGAAGGCAACCACAGAUACCACCAGCAAUGGGACCUUCAACAAUCUUGACAAGCUAUCCAUGGGAAACAUUGAAGAGAAGAGUCCAAGACUCUGGGUAUACUUGAUUGGAACUUACUGGGUUUCUUUUGUUACGUUUUAUAUCUUGUGGAAGGCAUAUAAACAUGUUUCUGAACUGAGAGCUGCAGCUUUAAUGUCUCCAGAAGUGAAACCUGAGCAAUUUGCUGUUCUCGUCAGAGACAUACCUCAGGUACAUGGAGGCCAAAGUCGUAAAGAACAAAUUGAUUCGUAUUUCAGAACAAUCCAUUCAGAAACAUUUUACCGUUCAUUGGUGGUCACAGAUAACAAAGAGGCCAACAAAAUUUGGGAAGAGUUGGAAGGAUACAGAAAGAAGCUUGCCCGUGCUGAAGCCGUUUUUGCAGCCUCAAAAACAUUAGGAACACCAGAAGGAACAAGACCGACAAAUGGAGUUGGCUUCCUUGGUCUUAUUGGCAAAAAAGUGGACACAAUAGAUUACUGCAAUGAGAAGAUUAAUGAACUGAUUCCGAAACUAGAAUCUAAACAGAAGACCACCAUUAGAGAGAAGCAGCAAGCAGCGGCUAUUGUCUUCUUCAACAACAGGCUGGCUGCAGCUUCUGCAGCUCAGGCUGUUCAUGCCCAGAUGCCCGACUCAUGGACAGUUACAGAAGCUCCAGAACCGCGUCAAAUAAUAUGGAGUAAUCUUACAAUUAAGUUUUAUGAGAGAAAGAUACGUCAAAGUAUUGUUUAUGUGGUUGUCGCUUUGACCAUAUUUUUCUACAUGAUUCCAAUUGGGUUAAUCUCUGCAUUCACAACUCUGGAGAACCUAGAGAGGUUACUUCCAUUCUUGAAGCCUAUUGUCGAGCUGAAUGUGAUCAAGACGGUAUUGGAAGCUUAUCUACCUCAGAUUGCACUAAUUGUGUUUCUGGCUUUGUUGCCAAAGUUUCUUAUGAUGCUCUCGAAGGCUGAAGGAAUCCCUUCUGUGGCUCAUGCUGUGAGAGCCACCUCAGGGAAGUAUUUCUAUUUCACAGUGUUAAAUGUUUUUAUUGGAGUUACUGUAGGUGGGACCUUAUUCAGUACGUUCAAGGACAUAGAGAAACAUCCAAACACAAUUAUAACUGUUCUGGGUACCGGUCUUCCUGCUAAUGCGACCUUCUUUCUGACCUUUGUGGCAUUGCAGUUCUUUGUUGGCUAUGGGCUUGAGCUUUCGCGGCUAGUACCUCUGAUCAUUUACCAUUUAAAGAGGAAGUAUCUCUGUAAAAGUGAAGCUGAGGUGAAAGAAGCCUGGGCUCCUGGGGAUUUUGGUUAUGCUACAACGGUUCCAAAUGAUAUGCUAAUCAUCACAGUUGUCCUCUGUUACUCUGUUAUAGCUCCUAUCAUCAUUCCAUUUGGCGUGGUUUACUUUGGCAUUGGAUGGCUUGUUCUUCGAAAUCAGGCCCUAAAAGUGUAUGUUCCAUCAUAUGAGAGCUAUGGGCGCAUGUGGCCCCACAUGCAUUCACGUAUUCUUGCUGCUCUGAUUAUCUACCAAAUUACAAUGCUUGGCUACUUUGGACUGAAGAAAUUCCCCUUCACAGUUCUCUUGAUACCCCUUAUCAUACUUUCUUUUCUCUUCACUUAUAUAUGUUCCAAGAAGUUUUAUCGAUCAUUCGAAGCCACCCCUCUUGAGGUUGCCUACCGGGAAGUGAAGGAGAUCCCCAACUUGGAAUCCAUCUUCAGAUCAUUCAUCCCACCAAGUUUGAGAUCGGAAAAGUUUGAUGAUGGUGAUCAGUUCGAGGAUGCUCUUUCUCAAUUUUCAAGAACAGGAUCAUCCAUUUGAUGUAAAUACAAGACAAAUAUGUAUGUCCACAGAAUAUCAUUUUCCUUUUUUUUUUUGUACUUAGAUCAUGGAACCUCAAUUGGCCUGCUGGGUUUUGUUGGCGAUGAACUCUAGGAACCAUUUCUUUAGAUCUUUGUAAUCUAUGUAUGUUCAAUCCAGAUAGUGUGAGAACUUUCUGUUUGUUUCUACUUGGAGUGUAAGAUUUUCCUUGUUGCUGCCAUGGAAGGUAAAUUUGCAGCUGAUUAA